UACCCCAUGAUCCCAAAUUCCUAUGUCUCGUACAAGAACCAUGAUCUGCGAAUGAUUAAAACACUCAGACAAUACAGAGGAUCCAGCGUUGUUCUGUACUCUGUCCUUUUAUGGCGAUUUUCUCAUGCAAAUAAAAAAUAAAUGAACAUUUAACUGAAUAAAUAUAGAAGCUGGGUGAUCCCAUCACUAUCUCUUCAUCAAAUUCUCCAAUCUUUUCGAGUUAAAUUUCUGAAGAAAUUUACGGUUCCAGUUCCCUAACCAGCCAUCAGUGCUCUCAAAUCACACUCCCAUCACGGACUCGGAAUCAAUCAGCCAACUCAAUCCUUGCCAUUUUCUUAUAUUUUUUGGCUAUAUAUCAGAACUCGUCGAAUUUUUUUGAAUCAGAUCAAUGGUGUUUAUGUGAGAGAGUUAGGCCUCUGAAGAACCCCAGAAUCACAAUAGAAAUAGAAGAAGGAAGAGGGAACAGAAAGAAAAACAGGGCACUUGAGAGCAACUGCUUCUGCAUUCAGUCAUUCAAACUUUUCUGGUCUAUAAUCCUCCACCUGAGCUUGAAAAACCUGCACAUGAAUUCGGCAUCUCGACCCGUGAUCAAAAUUUUCUCUUUUAGAGUUAGCAGUUAAUGCCACCUUUUGAACAAGGUUGGGCACCUUCUUUAUUCACAAGAAAUCUGAUGCAAGUGGAGAGAGAAAGUAGAGAGAGAAAGCUUGCGGUUUCAGGUCCGAAUCAUGUCAUUUUCAGGGGAUCUUUUAUGCCUUGUGGAUAUUAUUGAGCUAUAAAAUGUUUGGUACCAGGCUCUGAUGCUUUUGUGGGAUUACUUCUUUGAAACUGGAGAGAAGUGAUGGCCAUGGCUAAUGGAAAAUCCAGAUCUGUCAGGUUCGGAAACGACCUCGAAGCUGCAAAAUUCACAACCUACAAACCAGAAAACAAUGUGAAGCCCACCACCAACAUCAAAGGGACUCAAAUACUCGAUCUAGGCUUGAAGAAGGAAGAACAGAAGAGCGCAGGGAAUACUAGCCGGUCAUUGAAGUCUAAGGUUCUAUCUAGAGUUUUUUCUGAAGAUUACGAAAGAAUCAGGAGAAAGGUCCUUGACCCAAGGGGACCUUCUAUUCACAAAUGGAACAAAAUCUUCCUUGUUGGUUGUUUGGUUUCCCUUUUUGUCGAUCCCCUGUUCUUCUACUUGCCCAGUACUCGAACAGAGGCCUGUAUAGAAAUUGGCAUCAUCCUAGAGAUCGCCUUGACAACUAUACGAACAAUUACUGACUUGUUAUAUAUGAUUCAUAUUUAUAUUCAAUUUCGAACGGCUUUCAUUGCGCCUUCUUCUCGUGUUUUUGGAAGGGGUGAGCUUGUGAUCGAUCCCAUGAAGAUUGCAGAUCGAUAUCUGGCGAGGGGGUUUUUUAUUGACGUCAUCGCCGCUUUGCCCCUACCACAGAUUCUAAUUUGGGGUAUUAUACCAGCGCUCCAAGGUUCAGCAAUGGCUAACACAAGGAAUGUUCUUCGAUUUAUAAUCAUUUUCCAGUAUCUCCCAAGGCUAUAUCUGAUAUUUCCUCUCUCUUCUCAAAUUGUCAAGGCAACUGGGGUUGUGACAGAGACUGCAUGGGCUGGUGCUGCAUAUAACCUAAUGCUUUACAUGCUUGCAAGCCAUGUACUAGGAGCAUGUUGGUAUCUUUUAGCAAUUGAACGCCAAGAUGCUUGUUGGAAAUCUGUCUGCCGCCUCGAAAGCCCAGCUUGCCAAUAUGGAUUUUUUCAAUGCAAGAUAAGAGAUGUGGAUGAGGAGGCCUCCCGGAGUAGAUGGUUUCAAUCAAGUAAUAUCACAAGCGUCUGCAGCACAACCAGUAAUUUGUUUGACUUUGGGAUCUAUGGUGAUGCAAUAACCUAUAGCGUGACAUCUGCAAAGUUUCUAAACAAGUAUUUCUAUUGCCUUUGGUGGGGAUUGAGGGAGCUAAGUUCUUUGGGGCAAGCUCUAGUUACCAGCACUUAUGUGGGAGAAAUAGCUUUUGCCAUUCUUGUAGCAAUCCUUGGGUUGGUCCUCUUUGGGCUCCUUAUUGGCAAUAUGCAAACUUACUUGCAAUCAACAACUGCAAGAUUGGAGGAAUGGAGAAUUAAGAGAACAGAUACUGAGGAAUGGAUGAGGCAUAGGCAGUUGCCACAAGAGCUGAGGAAUUGCAUCAGAAGAUAUGAUCAGUAUAAAUGGAUGGCCACUAGAGGGGUGGAUGAAGAGGCUCUUCUCAAAGGCCUUCCUAUGGAUCUGCGCAGGGAUAUAAAGCGCCAUCUUUGCCUCGAUCUUGUCAGAAGAGUUCCGCUUUUCGACGAGAUGGAUGACCGAAUGCUGGACGCCAUCUGUGAGCGCCUGAGGCUAGCCCUCUGCACGGAGGGCACGCAUGUGGUGCGGGAGGGGGACCCCCUUGACCACAUGCUUUUUGUAAUCCGAGGCCACCUUGAGAGCUCCACCACCAAUGGCGGCCGUACUGGCUUCUUCAACACCAGUCGCCUCUCCCCAGGGGACUUCUGUGGGGAGGAGCUCCUCACUUGGGCCCUUGACCCCACCCCUGCUGCUGCACUCCCUGCCUCCACCCGUACCAUCAAAGCCCUCGUAGAAGUCGAGGCCUUCGCCCUUGGCGCUGACGAUCUUAAAUUCGUCGCUGCACAGUUUAGGAGGCUGCACAGCAAGCAAUUAAGGCACAGGUUCCGGUUCUAUUCGCACCAAUGGCGAACAUGGGCAGCCUGUUUUAUACAAGCGACAUGGAGGAGGCAUAAGAAGCGGCAAAACAUGGGGGAGCUUUGGGCUAUGGAGGAGGGGUCGGUGCCGGUUACACUGCCUAAGAUGGGAUUCGCCGAAUAUGCAUCAAGGUUGGCUGCCAGUGUCCGGAAGACGGGACCGAUUCUGGGUUUGAAUGGCUCUACUACUGGGUCUGGUGGCACUUUGUUGCAGAAGCCCAGUGAGCCAGAUUUCGGGCUGGAGGCGGUUGCGGAGGCUGAUGAACAUGAUUGAAAAGGGUGACUCUACAGGAAUUGGAGGUGGCCGCGCCACCUGGUUUGGUGGUUAUUGGUUAGUUCUUACAGUCUUGAGCUCUUAUUAUUGCCUUAAGGCUCACUUGUUGGGUGGACAUGGUUAAUUACAAAAGUAGUUGAGAGAUUCACUGGUUGGUGCUCAUUGGAUAGGUAUUAUGGUUUGAGGUGAGCUAUAACGUGGGAUUUGUAUGUAUGUAUGUAUGGGUAAGUUAUGGAGCACAAUGAGAGCACCCAUGGAGUUAUGUAUGGAUUAUUAUCUUAUAUUGAAUGAGAAGGCGACCCAUCUAUUCUCGUCUAA
Molecule: messenger RNA, 3307 nt
Organism: Amborella trichopoda
Lineage: Eukaryota; Viridiplantae; Streptophyta; Magnoliopsida; Amborellales; Amborellaceae
Gene: CNGC15
Product: cyclic nucleotide-gated channel 15
Biological process (GO): transmembrane transport; monoatomic ion transport
Cellular component (GO): membrane
Molecular function (GO): monoatomic ion channel activity
Source: RefSeq, a predicted model, not a curated record